AUGGACACCCCAGAUCCCACCACUCAACCUUCAAGCCUGUUUUAUCUUCAUCUUGGAGAAAAUCCAGGUACUACUCUUAUUUCCCAAAUUCUCAAUGAAACUAACUACUCAUCUUGGAGCAGGAAUUUAAAAAGGGCUCUUCUCUCCAAAAACAAGAUCAAAUUCAUUGAUGGCAGUAUCAAGAAGACACCAAGAAAUGAUACUUUGUUUGAUGCUUGGGAAAGAUGUGACACCAUGGUUUUAUCUUGGAUCAUCAAGACCCUUUCACCCCAGAUUACAGAUAGUGUCAUCUAUGUUGACAAUGCAAAGAUUUGUGGGAAGAAAUUAAAGAAAUAUUUUCUAAAGGAGACUAUUUUAAGAUUUCAGAUUUAUUAUAGGAUAUACAUUUCAUUAAACAGGGAGAGUGAAAUAGUUACUCUCAAGUAUAGAGAAGUGGAGCACGUCAUAUGCUUCCGGAAGGGUUUAAAUGACACUUACCAAACUGUUAGAACCCAAAUCCUCUUGAUGGAGCCUCUGCCCAACAUCAACAAAGUUUUUUCUCUCCUCAUGCAGCAAGAACAUAAGGAAAGACCACAUCCUAGAGUUGUUCCUCAAACUGAGACCUUUAAGAUCCUGGCUAGCACUACUAACAAAGCCACUUGGAAGCCUCAAGGACGUGGCACUAGCUCACGUGGCCAAGGUAGAGGAAGAGGGAGAAAUCCCAAUUAUGGGAAACAAUGUUCCCGUUGUCACAAGAUGAAUCAUACAGUUGAUGAGUGUUAUUUCAAACAUGGUUACCUACCAUGGUACAAGAAAAUUGACAACAACAACACUCAAGACAUGGAAGGACAAAAUGAGUGGAGUUUUGCUAAUGUCUGCAAUGAUGAUUUUACCUCUACCCAGACACAGAAUGUUCAACAGGGACAUAACAAUAAUCCUAUGUAA
Messenger RNA from Vigna umbellata (rice bean), 924 nucleotides. RefSeq lists its product as uncharacterized. The record is from RefSeq and is a predicted model, not a curated record. NCBI's taxonomy places the organism in Eukaryota, Viridiplantae, Streptophyta, Magnoliopsida, Fabales, Fabaceae.